Oncorhynchus gorbuscha (pink salmon) is the source of this 4121-nucleotide messenger RNA. Its product is annotated as fibroblast growth factor receptor 1-A-like. The transcript has 18 exons. NCBI's taxonomy places the organism in Eukaryota, Metazoa, Chordata, Actinopteri, Salmoniformes, Salmonidae. Gene Ontology annotation, molecular function: fibroblast growth factor receptor activity; fibroblast growth factor binding; ATP binding. The record is from RefSeq and is a predicted model, not a curated record. Gene Ontology annotation, biological process: multicellular organism development; positive regulation of kinase activity; protein phosphorylation. Bases 1025 to 3298 code for a protein of 757 amino acids. Gene Ontology annotation, cellular component: signaling receptor complex; membrane.
AUGGCAGGGGAAGCCAGGUUUGUUCUAACCGAGUGAUGCGAAUAGGCAUUUGCUACGAUGGUCGGGGGGGAAGGCUUCCACGAAUCUGGAAUCUCGUUGUCUGUAUGCAGUAAUUUGGCCGGGGGUGGUCGAGGGCAGCCUGAGUUGAGAGAAGUUAGAUAGACAUGAACGCACAAUUAAAACAAUUUAAUAUCGAGUCUUUCAGCCAGUAAAAAACCCCAGCAAAGGAACUUUUGGAGUCGGUUUGACUGUUUCUUCGUGAGCUAAUGGAUUUAUGAAAACGACGAACGGAUCUUCUAUCGCUUCUAAAAUCUCUUAGAAUUGAAGUGGGAAUAUUGCACACCUUUUCGUGCCGAAAGGUACAACUAGACUUCAUCACAUUUUAUAGUAGCUAGUGUAGUCAUAUCCUACAUGUUUUUUUUUCUGCGUUUUUACCUUGUACAUUUGAAGGUCUGGGAUUGGGGCAGACCUCUCCCUGGAGGAAGCUUUCUUUUGAUGCUUUGCGCAUUGUUUUAUUUUCUUUUGGGCAAGUUGGGUAAACGUGGGGAAAGUAUAAUAUAUUGUGAAAGUUUCCUCGUUUAAUACUGCAUAUUCACGGGUUAAAAUAAACUACUUUGGAUAUUCAAGCUUUUGUAAAAGAAAAAAUUAACAUCAAAUCUCGGAGUACAACAUUUUUCUACGCUGGCAGUUUCGUCGCCCCUCGAGGGUUUUGUCAAAAAGUUUGGCACAGUGAAUGCCUCAGUGCUGAUGCCCCAGUGGUCCGGAUGGAGUUCCAGUCACAGAGUAAUCAACAGCUGUAGCGCACCCCACAGGAUGUUGGCGGUGCAGAGUAUGCUGGUGGUUCUGGCCUUUCUUGCCCAGAUUUUACCCUCCCAGGCCCGGCCUGCCAUCCCAGAUGAAGUCGUCUCUGCACCACCUGUGAAAAUCCAAGCGGAGCUUUACACCCUGUACCCUGGAGACCGACUGGAGCUGAAAUGUAGCACUGAGUCAGUCAACUGGACCAAGGACGACACAUUGGUGGUGGAUGGGGAGCACACACGUUUACGAGACGGCCAACUGGAGAUCGAGGGGGUGGAGCCGGCUGACUCGGGCCUGUACACCUGCUUCGCCUUUGGCAACCACAGCUCCUACUUCUCUGUCAAUGUCACAGUUGAUAUCCUGGCGUCCUCUGAAGAUGAAGAAGAGGAGGAUGAGUCUUCCUCAGAGGAGGCAAAGCUGUCUAGCAGUCAAAAGCUUUUGCCAAUGGCCCCUCAGUGGGCUCAGCCAGAGAAGAUGGAAAAAAAGUUGCAUGCUGUCCCAGCCAGUAAGACUGUCAAGUUCCGCUGCCAGGCCAGUGGGAACCCUACCCCAACACUCAAGUGGUUCAAGAACGGCAAGGAGUUCAAGAGGGAUCAGCGCAUCGGGGGGCUUCAAGGUUCGAGAACACAUGUGGACCAUAAUCAUGGAGUCUGUAGUGCCAUCCGACAAGGGAAACUACACCUGUGUAGUAGAAAACCAACAUGGAAGCAUUAACCACACUUACCAGCUGGAUGUUGUUGAGCGUUCCCCCCACAGACCCAUACUGCAGGCGGGACUGCCAGCCAAUAACACUGCGGUGGUGGGCAGUGAUGUGGAGUUUGAGUGUAAGGUGUUCAGCGACCCCCAGCCUCACAUCCAGUGGCUGAAGCACAUCGAGGUCAAUGGAAGCCGCGUGGGCCCUGAUGGCUUACCCUACGUCCGUGUCCUCAAGCACUCUGGGGUUAAUAGCUCGGACACUCAGGUGUUGACCCUCUACAAUGUCACUGAGGAGGAGAGCGGGGAGUAUAUAUGUAAAGUGUCCAAUUAUAUAGGCGAGGCCAAUCAGUCAGCCUGGCUGACCGUCAUCAGGCAUGAGGCCCAAGCAGUCCCCCCUUCUCCACCACCCAACCAAACCUACCUGGAAGUGCUGAUCUACUGUGUGGGCUUCUUCCUCAUUGCUGUCAUGGUGGCCGUGGCCAUCAUCUUAAAGAUGCGCAGCUCGUCCAAGAAGAGUGACUUCAGCAGUCAGCUGGCUGUCCACAAGCUGGCUAAAAGCAUCCCCCUGCGCAGACAGGUAACAGUGUCAGUGGACUCUAGCUCCUCCCUCCACUCCGGGGUGAUGUUGGUGCGGCCCUCCCGCCUCUCAUCCAGCGGCUCUCCUAUGCUGUCUGGGGUCUCUGAGUACGAGUUGCCCCAGGAUCCACGCUGGGAGCUGCCCAGAGACCGACUGGUGCUGGGAAAACCCUUGGGAGAAGGCUGCUUUGGCCAGGUGGUGAUGGGAGAGGCUGUAGGGAUGGACAAAGAGAAGCCAAACAGGAUCACCAAAGUGGCCGUGAAGAUGCUCAAAUCUGAUGCUACAGAGAAAGACCUGUCAGAUCUGAUCUCCGAGAUGGAGAUGAUGAAGAUCAUUGGGAAGCACAAGAACAUCAUUAACCUGCUGGGAGCCUGUACCCAGGAUGGUCCUCUCUAUGUUAUUGUGGAGUAUGCCUCCAAGGGAAACCUCCGGGAGUACCUGAGAGCUCGGCGUCCACCAGGCAUGGAGUACUGCUACAAUCCUGACCAGGUGCCCAUAGAGAACAUGUCUAUCAAAGACCUGGUGUCCUGUGCCUACCAGGUGGCCCGCGGCAUGGAGUACCUGUCCUCUAAGAAGGUAACAUCAGGAUCCGACUCUACGUACAUCAGCACAUGUAUCCACAGAGACCUUGCUGCACGCAACGUACUGGUGACUGAGGACAAUGUGAUGAAGAUUGCAGACUUUGGCCUGGCCAGAGAUAUCCACCAUAUUGAUUACUAUAAGAAGACCACCAAUGGUCGUUUGCCAGUCAAGUGGAUGGCCCCAGAAGCUCUAUUUGACCGGAUAUACACGCACCAAAGUGAUGUAUGGUCUUUCGGGGUGCUGCUGUGGGAGAUCUUCACACUGGGGGGCUCGCCGUACCCGGGGGUUCCUGUGGAGGAAUUGUUCAAGCUGCUGAAGGAGGGCCACCGCAUGGACAAGCCCUCCACCUGCACCCAUGAACUAUACAUGAUGAUGAGGGACUGCUGGCAUGCUGUUCCCUCUCACCGGCCCACGUUCAAACAGCUGGUGGAAGACCUGGACCGCACCCUGGCCAUGACGUCCAAUCAGGAGUACUUGGAGCUGUCUGUGCCUCUGGACCAGUAUUCCCCCAGCUACCCUGACACACGUAGCUCCACCUGCUCCUCGGGCGAGGACUCGGUCUUCUCCCACGAUGCUGGUGCUGAGGAGCCCUGCCUACCAAAGUUCCCUCCCCACUCCAACGGGGUGGCCAUCAAAAAGCGCUGAUACCUCACUCCCCUCAAAUACCAAAUAUUCCUUUUCCUGUGUUCUCCUCUGCACAACUGGCCUGGUAUGGAUAUUUCCCACCCUCCCAGAGACUACGUAACACACCAGUGGAGAUUGUGAAGGGCUUACUUCGGAAAUGUUUAAACCGACCGGUAGGGCAUCAAGAACUAAAGGAAGGCUGGCUCGUGGUUGAGGUGGAAAUGUUUUUAGGGCACUUUGAAUUGCUGGGAUUUUCUUUCUGUUUGUGUCAAACAGUGCAGGAGAAAGAAACACUCACUAAUUUCUCUACUCUGAGCAUUCCACUGAACAAGGGAAACAGACAGGAUUGAAUUGAAAGGAUUAUGAAAUGGAUGGAUCAGAGUUAGAAUUAUGUCUGUUGUAUUUGUUAAUCAAUAAUAAAUGACCAAUUCCAGAGAAUAUAUUACCAAGGGACAUUCAUACAUUGUAUACACUAUAUAUACAAAAGUAUGUGGGCAUGCUUUCAAAUAAGUGGAUUCGGCCAUUUCAUCCACAUCUGUUGCUGUCCGGUGAAUAAAAUCGAGCACACAGCCAUGUAAUCUUCAUAGACAAACAUCAGCAGUAGAAUGGCCUUACUGAAGAGCUCAGUGACUUUCAACGUGGCACCGUCAUAGGAUGCCACCUUUCCAAUAAGUCAGUUUAUCACAUUUCUGACCUGCUAGAGUGGCCCCGGUCAACUCUAAGUGCUGUUAUUGUAAAGUGGAAAUGUCUAGGAGCAACAACGGCUCAGCCGUGAAGUGGUAGAACACACAAGCUCACAGAAUGGGAGUGCUGAAGUGUGUAAAAAUCCUCGGUCCUUGGUUGC